AUGGCGUCUCCUCCCGAGCGUGAGGUCGCCGCCCUCGACAGCUGCUUUCGCUCCCUCCCGGCCGAUGCCCAACUCCAAGCUUCCGCCAUGGCGUCUCCUCCCGAGCGUGAGGUCGCCGCCCUCGAGAGCUGCUUUCGCUACCUCCCGGCCGAUGCCGUCCCAGCUGUUGUCGAUUGCGUCCUAGCCUCCUCCACCUCGUCCUCACCUUCUCAACUCUUCCACGCGCUCCUCCGUUCCUCCCCUCCCUCCCAGCGGGAGCAGCAGGGUCUCCAAGCCCAGUCUGAACGUCAUGCCGCCAUCUGCCACGCCGCGGCGCUUCGCCAUUUGCUCGCGCAAUUCGACAGCCCUCCUAAGGUUAGGGAGGCUCUGCGCUUACUGCUGUGGAGGGUCUUCCUGCCCCUGCUCAGGGAUAGCAUCCAACCCAGUCAUCCUGCCUACUUUCACCAGGUAAUCGUGAUGAUGUGCGAUGCAGUCUCUGACACUGGAUCCUGGGACCUGCUAGGAGCCACAAUAGUAUCAUUCUGCAUACAGUCAUCUGUUGUUGCCAUGGGUUUGUCCACUGCAGAUGCCAACUCCAUGCUUUACCAAAGUAUAAUGGAAGCAGAUUUUCCUGGGGAGAGUCUCUCACGCCUACUACCGCUCUCCAAUUCAAGCAGUGUGUUAGCAUCAUUGCUGGUGGACAUGUUGGAGAGGCAAAGGACCAUACCUACCUCCCAGGAAGGUGCUGCUGAUCUAGAUGCAUUAGUUCAGAAUUUGACAUGGGACCUCUCCAAGUUGGUACUCAAGAUGUUCACACAUGCUCAAGAGUAUCGGUCUUGUGCCACUCGGAUCCUUCUUCAGCCUGUACUCAUCUCGCUUGCACAUGUUUCCUGUGUCACUGUAUCGUUUGGUGCAGUCCAGCAUAAGCUAUCGAGGUUUGGUUUCCUAGAAUGUAUAUGGAAUUCCUGUAUUUCUCUAUUUCCUUUGGGGCCUGGUGAGCGGCUUGAUGCAUACAGCAUACUCUCUUUGUACUUGUCAACACUGAAAUCAGGACAUCAAGCCGCUGUCUUGGGAGUUGACAUUGUCCAGGAAUUUGACCUUAGGAAUGUCAGUGAAUUCUGGGAUGAACUGCGCAUGGGACUGGUUGACAAGGAUUCUUUAGUAAGGAAACAGGCCUUCUACGUCUUAACAAUAUCACUUAGCAUCUUUACCUCUUCAUCUGGAAAUGAUAGCAGCCAGCAUUCCUCCAGCAGGAGCUCAGCUGCUUUGCCUGCUCAAAUCAAAGCAAAUGCUGGGACAACAAAAAGAGAAAGGUGGGCUAAUAAUGAAGCCAAGUCCCUUGGCGUCGGAGAGAUGGACCAAUCAGGUGGACACUGUUCGAAUGGUCAAGAUCGGUGGAAGGUCUUCUUGUUACUCUAUGAGAUGCUCCAGGAGUAUGGGACACAUUUAGUUGAAGCAGCCUGGACACACCAGGUAGUGCGGCUGUUUGAGUCUAUGCCACAGAAUGACUAUCUGAAUCACACCUCCCGUGGAGCCUUUCAUGCUCAGAUGGAAUCUUGGGAAGGAAUUUUGUACUGGAUGGCAGUUUUGUGGGAGCGUGGGUUCAGUCAUGAGAAUCCUCAAGUGAGAUGCCUGGUUAUGCAAUCCUUUUUGGAUAUUGCAUGGGAACACUACAAGGUUCGCGCUCAGAUAAUUCCAAGGGGUUUUGUGCUCGGUCCUCUGAUACAUGGUUUGAAUGAUGUGGUUCAUCAUAAGGAUUUCGGGAUUGGGGGUGCUUAUAAUUCGAAAACCAUAAAAGAUGUAGAGAGAUUUUUCAGAACUUAUACCCAGAACUUGGCGAAAUGUGACCGCAUACAUCUGGUUUGGAGUCUGGCAUCUGCAGCUAAGCAAUAUUCAUUUGGCCGAGCAGGAUUAAUGACUCUUGCAUCCUGUGUUGCUUCGUGCACACAUCAGUCAGAGACAAAUGAUGUGCCAUGUGCUAUAUCUGGGAAAGCAGCGACAAAAUGUGAUGGAUGUGUGCCUACAGAAGUUAGGUUAACAGAUUUGUUAGAUGUCUUAUGGAUUCUUAGUGAGAGGAGUAAACAACACUUUAAUCCAAAGUAUCGUCUGAAAGUUUGUGAACAGGUUAUCCAAGUUGUAACAUCACUGAUAAGUGCCACUGAAAUUCCACUUAACCAGCUUCUGCAUUUCAUUGCUACAAUUCCUCGAGAGUUCACUGAUUAUAUUGGACCAUUGAGAGUAGUAGUUCAGAAAUGGUUUGUUCAGAAGGAAGAAUGUUCUGCUGGUAACACUUUAUUGAGUAAGCUGAUUGAUUUCCCUGCCACCUUCGUAAGUCAAAAACAGAAUGAAGGUUCGAAUGUUUUUGAUGACGAGGAUGUGGAUGCAUGGGAAGCUGAAGCAAGGAGGUGGGCUAGAACCCUUCUUCUUGUAACCUCGGAGGAGGAACAUUUGAAGCGAAUCUUUGGGUUUCUAGAGGCAUAUGGCUACAAGCUCUUUGAGCAAUGUUCCAGUGGAGAUUUCAUACCCACAAAAUUUUCUAUCAUUGUUUUAAGCUUCAUUGAGGAACUUGAGGUGAGGCAGAGAAAGCUCGUUUACCAGAGUAAUACAAUCUUAAGAGGAGGUUCAGAUCGAGUAAAUGGAUUAGUGCUUGAUGAUCUCAACAAAAUGCUCGUGGAAUCACUUUCGCUUGUUUUGGAAAAUAUGGUGGCCUUCAGCAAGCUGUCUUGCUCUGUUUUCUGGUUUAGAGAUGUGGAGAACAAGGAUUUACCCCAUUCUAUCAAAGGAAAGCUUGGAGGCCCAAGUCAGCGUCGUUUGGCUACCUCUAUCACUUCUUCAGUAUUGCAGGGUAUUUGGUCAGUGCGAUGUGUUAGUUCUGUUGCCUCAUGGUGUAACCAUUACUGCUCCGGUGAUUCUGUUUCUUCUGCAUUUUCCAUGCUAUGGGACUUCUAUUUGAAUGUUACCCAUCACUCCACUAUUGCCACUGAGACUGGAGCUGAACUUCACCUGGCAGCUUAUGAAGCUCUCGCCUAUGUUCUGGCAGCUCUAUCUACUGCUUGCAGUUCUCAGUUUCUGGAAUUUGUGGAAGCAAAGCAGACAGAUCAAGCCUGCGAGUUUUCAUUGGACAUUUUGGUCACCACUUUCCUUGACAACAUCAACCAUCUUCUUACAGAUGGAACUCUGACACGAAGCAGAAGAUCUGUUUUGAUGACUUGGAAGUGGCUUUGUAUAGAUUCCCUUCUAUCCAUUUCGGGCUGCUAUAGUGACAACGAAUCUCAGGUGAAGAGAUUGGAACCUUUAUUUUCUGAUUCAACCCUCCAAUGCAUUUUUCUUGAUGUUAUCGAAAGCCUUGAAAACGCUGGUGAAAAUUCUGUCUUAUCUAUCCUGAGAUGUGUGAGAUCUGUUUUGAGAUUGUUACACUUGAAUAUGGGAAACAGAAAAUUUACCUCUUUAGGCAUCAGCUAUGAGAUGAUGAUGCAAUUAGCAAAGUCCUCCUGGAUCUUGCACCUUAGCUGCAACAAACGCCGAGUGGCUCCCAUUGCUGCACUACUAUCUGCAAUAUUGCACCCAGCAAUAUUUUCUAAUUUGGAAAUGCACCAGACAAAUGAAAAAGGGCCAGGCCCUUUAAAAUGGUUUGUUGAGAAUCUUCUUAACGAAGGCUCAAAAAGUCCUCGAACUAUUCGCCUAGCAGCUUUGCAUUUGAGUGGUCUAUGGUUGAUGUACCCAAAAACUCUUAGAUUUUAUAUGGAGGAACUGAAGCUGCUCUCGUUAUAUGGAUCUGUGGCAUUCGACGAAGAUUUUGAAGCUGAACUCUCUGAAAACCAUGAAGCAAGAUUUGAGGUUUCCAUGCUAGCACAAAGUCCUGAUCGUGAAUUCACAGAGGUGUUCAUUAAUACAGAAUUAUACGCUCGUGUUUCAGUUGCUGUUCUCUUUCAUCAGCUUUGGAAACAAAUCAAAGAAAAGAGUAUAUUGGAAACUGAAGAAGCUCUUGAAUGUGGCAAACUAUUUCUACUAGAACUUCUGGAUUCCGCGGUGAACAACAAAGAUCUUUCAAAAGAACUAUACAAGAAAUAUAGCAGUGUACAUAGGCGUAAAGUUCGUGUGUGGCAAAUGAUAUGUGUUCUAUCGCACUAUGUAGAAGAUGAUAUAGUUGGAGAAGUGACAUCUAGCAUUCACAUUUGUCUUUAUAGAAAUAAUUUGCCUGCUGUCCGGCAGUACUUGGAGACGUGUGCUAUACUCUUAUACUUAAAAUUUCCAACCUUGGCAGAGGAGCAACUUAUUCCUAUUUUUCAUGACAAAGGGAUGCGACAGCAGGCACUGUCUUCAUAUGUUUUUAUAGCAGCAAACGUGAUACUUCACUCAAGACAGUCUGUCCAGAUAUACCACCUGAAUCAAUUGCUUCCUCCGAUACUGCCGUUUUUAACAUCCCAUCAUCACAGUUUACGCGGUUUUACUCAGCUACUUGUCCAUUCAGUGCUAUCGAGGUUGUGGCCUACUCUGCAUCUCGAAACUUCAGAAGAUGCAAUCUUUGAGAGGAGGUGCUUUCAAGAAUUGAAAGAUUACCUGGCAGAAAAUUCUGACUGUGUUAGGCUUAGAGUUUCAAUCGAAGGUUUCCUUGAUGUCUUUGAUCCCAAUGCAUCUGGGACCCCUUCUGGAAUAUUUAGCUCCCGCCCUGAGGUGUCUGACUUUGAAUGUGUUCCAGUGUCAGUGAUGGAGCGUGUGAUUGAGUUCCUGAACGAUGUGAGGGAGGACUUGAGACAGGCUAUAGCAAAGGAUACAGUAACAAUCAAGAAUGAGGAUCUCGCAGUGGGCGAGCAUCGCAACUUGGAGAAGGGUGAAGAGAGUGGGUCUGAGAUGGUAAAAACUGGUCAAGAUGUAUUGGAUUUCCAGAAGAAAAUAACACCCCAUAGGGACUCCGAGCAAGCAUUGAACUUGAACGCCAGAGGUCAUUCAGGCAUUGGUGAUGAAAAUAUUUCAAGAAUAAUUUCAGAGAUGGAGGAAGAUGACCAAGUUUUUAACCUAGCAGUAGAAGCAAGAUUGCAUGCUGCGGAAACAAUCAAACAAAGCCGGCAAGAACUGAUCGUGGUGGCAUCAUUGGUCGACCGCAUACCAAAUCUUGCAGGGCUGACGAGAACGUGUGAGGUCUUCAGAGCAGCUGGUCUGGUUGUCGCUGACAAGAGCGUUCUUCAGGACAAGCAGUUCCGGCUUAUCAGUGUCACCGCAGAGAAAUGGUUGCCCGUGACUGAGGUCCCCGUGGACAGCGUGAAGGCCUACCUGGAGAGGAAGCGGGGCGAGGGGUACUCGGUGAUCGGGCUGGAGCAGACGGCCCACAGCAGGCCUCUGGAUCGGUUCGUGUUCCCGGACCGGACGGUGCUGGUUCUGGGGCGGGAGAAGGAAGGCAUCCCAGUGGAUAUCAUCCACAUCCUGGACGCGUGCGUGGAGAUCCCGCAGCUGGGCGUGGUGAGGUCGCUCAACGUCCAUGUCAGUGGUGCCAUAGCCGUCUGGGAGUACACGCGCCAACAACGCAAUUAG
Miscanthus lutarioriparius is the source of this 5508-nucleotide messenger RNA. The record is from the annotation of a GenBank genome assembly. NCBI's taxonomy places the organism in Eukaryota, Viridiplantae, Streptophyta, Magnoliopsida, Poales, Poaceae.